AUGUCAGCUGAACCCAGCCCUUUAGGGCUGCUUCUCUUGCGGAAAUUUGCAACAGGAAAGUUGAGUGCUUGUGAAAUUCAAGAGAUUGCACACUGUGCUGUGAAGUCUGGUUGUGACAGUCAAGAUAUACAUUCCUUGGCACAGCUGGGCAGUUAUGGGCUGACUGGAGGAAAUGUGCACAGGGAUCUUGUCAGGAAGUUUUUUGGGAAGCUGCAGUCACCAGCCCCUUUCAAAAUCAGAGCCCCAAUAGCUUUGAAGGAGGAUGGCCAAAGAGUUGUGAAAGCUGGAGAUGUCUGGGUGCUCCUUCCACACCAAUGGAUUCUGUGCUUGUAUCAGGCAGAUAUGUUGGAAAACAUGUCUUGCAAAGACUCAGACUUGACCACUUUUUGGAGAAGCCAAAAAGAAUCACCACAGAUGAGGAAAUGCCCUGAACUGUGGCACUCCCUAGACUUCGCUCACCCUUCUCAAUUGCCUCUGCCAUUUGCACUCCAUGGUGAUUCAGCACCAUUUUUGGAGCAUGAUUCUGUGCAUGUUUUGUCGAUGAGAUGCUUGUUGACAAAGAAAAGCGUUGCUGAGUCCCAGCUGCUCCUCACCUGUAUGCCCAAGCUAGCUGCUGUCAAAGAGACCUGGGGAAAGAUCAUGGAGUGCCUCUCUUGGUCCUUCACAGUUCUGUACAAUGGCAGAACACCAAAGAAAGGCUUUGAGGGGCAGGCUGCAGAUGGCCCCAGAGGCAAGCCAAUGAGGAGAUGUGUCCUUUGGGCCAUUACUGGAGAUUUGGAGUUUUUUGCAUCAGAAUUCAACUGGCCUUACCCAAAUGCGAAUGAGAUUUGCCCUUAUUGCUGUGCAGAUCAAAAGCAAGAAUCUGAGAGGCCCUUUACUGACAUGCGACCCACUGCAGCAUGGAGAAGCACAAUUUUGAGUGCAGCUGAUUUGGCGAAGAAAUUCAAGCACCCCUUGUUCAAGGUACCAGGGGUGUCAGUCCUCACCCUCAAACUGGACAUCCUACACCUGCUUGAUUUGGGAGUGAGCUGCUACCUUUAUGGCAGUGUUCUAUAUUCAAUCAUGAAUGGCUUGGGUGGCACAAGCAAGGAAGCAAACCUGGCAAGCCUUAACAGGCUGUUGGUGAGGCUCUAUGAUGCCCUAGAAGUGCCUAGUGGGAAGAGAAUCAGGCCUCUCCACAUGAGCGAUAUAGCCAAAACUUCAGAGGAAUACCCCAGUUUGAAGCACAUAAAAGGUGCAAGGGUGAGGUGGCUCGGCCCCAUCAUGGUAGAACUCUGCAAGCUGUACAAGGCAGGAAAAGCUCCAAAACACAGGCUGGAAGCUGUGACUGCUUUGAACAAUAUGUACAAUGCUUUGAAGGUGCCAUGGCAAGAAUGGCUUGAAGAGGCUAGCAAAACCUUCAACUCCAACACAGAAAAUCUUCUGGCCCAUUAUAGCUGGCUGGCAAAGGAUGCCAUGCAGGAAGGGAAACAUUUGUACUCCAUGACCCAGAAGCAUCAUGUGCUCCUCUACAACAAGUUUGAAGAGCAUGGAGUUACCCAAGAGUCCGUGAACGAAAUGCAUUUCCUGCAUGAGCAACUGCAGCGACAUGAUGAUGAAUUCGAUGCUCGUGACGGCUUACACGAGCUGAUGUGUGCGAUGGCAGAACCUGCAGUGGAAGACGUGAUCCCUCCUGAAAUGCCAGACAGCUUUGCAGAGCAGCAGAUUGAGUCGCCCUUUGAGCCCAUGAGCCCAGAACACAUGUGCCUUUGGAUGAUCCAGAGGUUGACCGAGAAGAUCUCAUCGGGAAUGAGGGACGGCAAAGUCCAGAGAGUGGAGCGCUUCACUGCAAUGAGACAGAUUAUGGUGAGCGUCAUCAAGAUUUGUCAAAACGACGCCAGUCAGAGACACAGGGCAUUGUACAUGAUGAGACAACUGACUGACAUUCCCACUGACGAUGAAGAUGAGUCAGGAUGGGGUGACUAG
Molecule: messenger RNA, 1965 nt
Organism: Cladocopium goreaui
Lineage: Eukaryota; Dinophyceae; Suessiales; Symbiodiniaceae
Source: the annotation of a GenBank genome assembly